Messenger RNA from Camelina sativa (false flax), 3000 nucleotides. Its product is annotated as transcription factor GTE9. The record is from RefSeq and is a predicted model, not a curated record. Lineage: Eukaryota; Viridiplantae; Streptophyta; Magnoliopsida; Brassicales; Brassicaceae. Gene Ontology annotation, molecular function: protein binding.
AAUCUCGCUAACCGCUUGCACCGUUAUGGUGGGAAACUGGGAAUCAGACAGUAGUGAGACGAGAAGAGAGAAAGAGAGAUAAUUAUAUCAGAUAGUAAUAUUUCUCUCUCUCUCUACUUCUCUCGGUCGUCUUCGUCAUCUUUCUUUUUUUCCUAAUUUAUCAAACUUUAGGGUUUUGUCUAAUCGUGCUCCCUUCGCUCUUAAGGUUUCACUUCUUCUCUUAGCUUUCUCUGCCUUCCGCUUCAGUUGGAUUGGAUCAUCGAUUUCCACAAUUACUCUCAAGUUCAGUCGGUGAGUUCCUUCGUCUUUGCGUAUUCGGUGUUUUAAUGCCCACGGGCAAUUCGAAGUGAUUAUCUCAGUACGAGCUCAGAUAUGAAUUGCUCAAACUAGGGUUUUGUUUCUAUCGAAUUCGAGAUUUCUGGUCUAUUUAUUGGCUGCGGUUAAUAAGAGUCUUCGGAGAUUUUAGCUUUCUCAAGCAAAUCCGUCAGCCAUACUAGACUGAUCCUGGGAUCGACUCGAGAAUAAGGGAAUCUAAAUCAGAAUUUCGUCGAUAUGACUGUGAGAAACGGUGGUUUCCCUGGAGAUUAUUGUUUUGAGACACCCGGACCCGGUGGAGAUUAUGAUGAAGGGUCUGAUAACCCUAGUAGUGCCUCUGAGGGUUCUAAUUGUCCCAAAAGAAAACUCGGCUGGUCAAAGUAUACUGACCUUGAAACGUUUGGUGUCUCGAAAUUGGUAUUACCCUUGUCUGGCAUGUCAUCAUCAGACAGGAAAGAGUUGAUCCGUAGGUUUAGACGAGAGUUAGAACAGAUACGGUAUUUUCAGAAGAAUUACGAGCUCUCUAGAUCAGUGGCUGUUACUAGUUCCUCUGCAAGUGGUUUGAGUCAAGCCAAGAGUUUUGGAAAGUCUCGAUGCUCUACUGGGCCAGGAAAGACAGUGAACCCUAUAAGUGCUGCUGCUAAACCGACUCCUGUUAGUACCGCGGUGAUGCUUCUGAUGAAGCAAUGUGAGGCGCUUCUAAAACGAUUGAUGUCACAUCAGUAUGGUUGGGUGUUCAAUACUCCCGUGGAUGUUGUCAAGCUGAAUAUAAUGGAUUAUUUUAAUGUUAUUAAGCAUCCGAUGGAUUUAGGAACUGUCAAGAAUAAGUUAACUUCGGGGACAUAUUCCUGUCCGUCUGAGUUUGCUGCUGAUGUCCGGCUUACCUUUAGCAAUGCAAUGACGUAUAAUCCACCUGGUAAUGAUGUUUACGUCAUGGCUGAUACACUUCGCAAGUUUUUCGAAGUGAGGUGGAAGACUCUCGAGAAGAAACUGUCCGCAACUAAAACUCAUACUGAACCGAGUAACUCUGAUGCCCACGAGGAAAGAGGGAUUGUAAUACCUGUACCUAUGCCUAAAAAGAGGAAGACGAGUGCAGUGGAGUGUGAGAACGUCGUUGACCCAGUUAAGCGGGUUAUGAAUGGUGAGGACAGACUCAAGCUCGGCAGGGAUUUGGAGUCCUUUACUGAGUUCCCACCACAGUUAAUAAAUUUCUUGAGAGACCACAACUCAAAUGAAGGGGUGAUUGGAGAUGAUGAGAUUGAGAUUGACAUUAAUGAUCUCAGUGACCAUGCUUUGUUUCAAUUGCGAGAUCUCUUAGAUAAGCAUUUGCGAGAGAGCGAAAACAAAAAAUCAAGUGCUGAACCCUGUGAGAUAGAGCUUUUGCAUGGAUCAGUGCCAGGGACUUCAUCAAUGCAACAUUGUGAUGGGAGGGAAAUGGAUGAUGAGGUUGUUGACAUUGGUGGAAAUGAACACCCAAAAUCAAGCAAUUCUCCUGUCACGAUAGAGAAGGAUCUAGUGUUUGGAAACUCUAAUGGUAAUAGCUUGGAAAACGUCUUCGGUGAUCCUAAAAUCUCAAGUUUACCAAGGACAUCAAAGGGGAUUGAAAACAUGGAUCCUGAACCUACGUUGGAUGGAGCUACAAGCGCUUCCCCAACACGAGAAUUAGCAUCGGCUGGUGGGUUGGAUCAGCUGGAAAGUGCAUCUCAGGAGAAAAUAAGUUCUGUUGAAGAGGCCGAUUGUCAGCAAGAUGGAAAUAGUGCUCAGAAUGAGAAGCAACUACCUCCUGAAAAAGUCUACAGGGCUGCUUUAUUGAAGAAUCGAUUUGCAGACUUGAUUUUGAAAUCCCGCGAGAAACCUCUUAACCAGAAUGUCACGAGAGACCCAGAGAAGUUGCAGCGUGAGAGAGAAGAACUCGAGCUUCAAAAGAAGAAAGAGAAAGCGCGAUUACAAGCAGAAGCUAAGGCAGCUGAAGAAGCUCGUAGGAAAGCUGAGGCACAAGCUGCAGGAGAAGCUGCAGCUGAGGCUAAGAGAAAGCUGGAGCUUGAAAGAGAAGCAGCGCGCCAGGCAUUGAUGGAGAUGGAGCAGUCGGUUGAACUCAAUGAAAACGCAAAGUUUCUCAAGGAUCUGGAGCUGCUCAAAACAGACCAACUGACAAAUGAAAUAGAGGAGGAUGGGCCAGAUGUGUCUCACGAUGGGUUGCUGCGUAGUUUCAGUUUUGGGGGUAGUAAUCCUCUGGAGCAGCUUGGGCUGUUUAUGAAACAGGAUGAGGAUGAGGAGGAAGCUGACCCGCUCACAUCACCAGCUCCCGGACUUGAUAUAGAAGAGGGAGAGAUUGAUUGAGCUUGUGUGAAAAUCGGUCAAACAAUAGAAAUAUCUGGAUUCAAGAAAACAUAUACUAGUGUGACUGUCUGAUACAGUAGACUCAAGCAGAGAGAGAGAGAGGCGUCCAAUGAAACAUGGUCAUUCAUGAUGACUUAAAGUUUUGCUUCGAAUGUUCCUGAGAUAUGUAUUCUAUAGUCUAGUCUAAAUUUUUUGCUUUUUUUUCUUCUUUUCUUUGCGUUGUUGCUGUGUGAUUUUGUGUGUUCUCUUCGUGCAUAAAAGGGUCUUAUGAUCCGUCUGUAACAGUAAAAUAAAGACUUCAUUUAGCGUUUUUGAUUCCAAAGAGUAAAAUAAAGACUUCAUUUA